UCUGCGCCUGUUUCAGAAGUUUGAUAACUUCCGGAUCCUGGUGUGUGGAGGAGACGGCAGCGUGGGCUGGGUCCUCUCAGAGAUCGACAAACUCAACCUCCACAAACAGUGCCAGUUGGGGGUCUUGCCGUUGGGCACGGGGAACGACCUGGCUCGGGUGCUGGGCUGGGGGCCGUCCUGUGACGACGACACGCAGCUGCCCACCACCCUGGAGAAGCUGGAGAGAGCCAGCACCAAGAUGCUGGACCGCUGGAGCAUCAUGACCUACGAGAUCAAGAUCCCCCCCAAACACAGCUGCCCCACCACGCCUGAAGGACCCGACAACUGCCAGUUUCACAUCUCAGCCUACGAGGACUCAGUAGCUGCUCACCUCACGAAGAUCCUCAACUCUGAGCAGAACUCUGUGGUCAUCUCCUCCGCCAAGAUCCUGUGUGAAACAGUGAAGGAUUUUGUUGCCAAAGUGGGGAAGGGCUACGAGAAAACGACCGAGAACACGGAGGAGUGCGACACCAUGUCUCUCAAA
Notothenia coriiceps (black rockcod) is the source of this 523-nucleotide messenger RNA. Its product is annotated as diacylglycerol kinase delta-like. Gene Ontology annotation, cellular component: plasma membrane. Lineage: Eukaryota; Metazoa; Chordata; Actinopteri; Perciformes; Nototheniidae. The transcript is spliced from 4 exons. Gene Ontology annotation, molecular function: ATP-dependent diacylglycerol kinase activity. The annotation marks the transcript as partial. Gene Ontology annotation, biological process: signal transduction. The record is from RefSeq and is a predicted model, not a curated record.